GAGUAUGUUAUUAUAUAUAGUAAGAGCAAACAAACAAACGCAAAAGUAUAUAGCAAACGAGAGGUUACAGAACAGCAAACAAACAAAAGAAAAUAAAAACGGGAAGGAGAGCGGCAAGCAAAACAACAAAAAGGGAUUAGUAAAGAUGAGAAGAAGAAGAAGAAAAACAAAAAAACACACACGAUUAAAGCUAGUUACAAUAUAUCAUUCCGAAUAAGAGAAAUUGUGGUUCGUGUGGGCAAACAAAACUACACUGCAAAGAAAUUACCAACAAAAUUCAACCGUGUUUUGCUAACGACCUGUCAAACGAACCUGUCACAACACGCGUUGAAAAAUCAAGGCGCGUGUUGUGUGUGGGCACAACAUAACAACACCGCUACACCGUGUUGCGAGAAAAAGAAGCGCGUGUUUUUCAUCUAUACCACGCGCCACCAUCUCACGCCCACUGCACUUUCCACGAUGGAAACCACAGCUGGUCCAGAGCUGGCUGAAGUGAAGCACGAAACAGAUAAUGGUGUCGUAAAACCGACCACCAGCAAUACACCGCCUACCAGUGCUACCAAAAAGCCACCCCAGAAAAGGAAGAAACCGACCGCCUCACCACAGCCCCUGCCGGGUACCGAUGUAUCGGCGGCGGGCACUAAAACGAAACCAGACAGUGAGCACGGUACGACGGCGAAUGGUGAACAAUUGCCGGUACCGGGCUCGUCCCACGAUGACCCUGUACCCAGCGCUAAAAAGCAGAAGAAAAAACAACCCGAAGAAGGCAAGAAACAGAAAACGCCCGCCAAACAGGUACGGUUUCAUAUCAAGCUAUAUUCGACACCGAAACAACCGACCGCCAGCACGACGGUGGGCAUUGCGAAGAAAAAGAAAGCCAAACUGCAGCAGCAAACGACAGGGUCGGAACAGCACAAGCAGCAAAACGGAACCGCAGCAGAGCCGGCAAAGAAAUCGUCGAAAAAAAAUCGCCCAGCCAAGGCGGUGAAUGGUUCGGUCGGUUUACCACCGACCAGUGUCGUGACCCCGUUGAAGCGCGUUACGCAGAUAAAGCAGGAACCAAAGACACCGAUCAGAACGAGCACCACCGGCACGGCCCUGCACGAGCUGGACAGUGUAACGAUCGGGCGGCAAACGUUCGCUUGGAUGAUCGGUCCCGGCACCACGGUGGAAGAAUUCAUGCGCACGCACUGGGAACGGAAGCCGCUGCUGGUGCAGCGCAACGAACGUACGUACUAUGACGGCCUGCUGUCCCGUGCCAUGAUUGACGAGAUGCUGCGUACGAACAACAUCGAGUACACGAAGAACAUCGACAUCACGUCUUACCGGGAUGGGCAGCGCGAAACGCACAAUCCAGACGGGCGUGUGCUUCCGCCGGACCUGUGGCACUUUUACGGUACCGGGUGCAGCGUCCGUAUGCUUAAUCCCCAGACCUACCUGCGCUCGGUGUACGAGCUAAACGUGAAGCUGCAGGAAUACUUCCACUGCAUGACGGGGGCUAACUUUUAUUUGACACCGCCCGGCAGUCAGGGUUUCGCGCCACACUACGAUGACAUCGAAGCGUUCGUGCUGCAGAUCGAGGGCCGGAAGCGGUGGCGAUUGUACGGACCGCGCCAACCGCAGGAAGUGUUGGCGCGCGUAUCCUCCGACAAUCUGAGCCAGGACGAGCUGAGCGGUCCACCGAUCGUGGACGUGGUGCUAGAGGCGGGCGAUCUGCUGUACUUUCCGCGCGGCUGCAUCCAUCAGGCGGCCACCGUACCGGGUGCCCACUCGCUGCACAUUACCGUGAGCAUGUACCAGCGCAACUGCUGGGCGGAUCUGUUCGAACAGAUGAUGCCGAUCGCGCUGGCGACUGCGGCCGACGAGGAGCCGCUGUUGCGCGAAGGAUUACCGCUGGACCUGCAUCAACACUUUGGCAUCGUGCAUUCGGACGGCAUGAGCGCGGAACGGAGACGGUUGAUCGUGCGCAUUCGCACCAUGUUCGACAAGCUGUUCUCGGAUGCAGCGAUCGAUGCGGCUGUCGAUCAGCUGGCAAAACGGUUCCAGCAUGACGCGUUGCCCCCGUUGGUCGAUUUUGGCGAGUGGGAUGACACGGUGUACGGUGCAGGGAACUAUGAGUUCCGGCCAGACGGAACGGUACAGUGUGCGAGACCAAUCGAUGAUCGGUCCUCGGUACGAUUACUUCGCCGCAAUAUACUGCGGCUGGUGAGCGAGGAGGAGAAGCUACGCAUCUACUACCACACGGACAACUCCCGCGAGUACCAUCAGUACGAGGCGAACUUCCUGGAGCUCGAUCACGAGACGGCGCUCGGGGUGGAGUUGCUAAUCAAGAUGUAUCCGAGGUAUGUGCUGGUCAGCAGCCUGCCGGUGGAGGAUCGGCUCGAGUUUAUUCGAAGCCUUUGGGAGAAGGGUUUGAUCGUUUGCCGGCGACCUGGCGCUGAUGGGAACGAGGGCACGGCCGCUUCCACAUCGUAAGCAUCGUGUAACAAUCGCUACAAGUGAACAAUGCUUGGAAUUAGAGGUUGGAUUUCAUACACACAGUCAUAAGAAAUCGCGUUUUCAAUUCCUUUAUUUUUUUUUCAUAUAUUUUUUUGUUCCUUUCUGAAGGGCACACAGAAAUAAAAUGUAAUAUUUCAAAAGUCCA
Molecule: messenger RNA, 2644 nt
Organism: Anopheles funestus (African malaria mosquito)
Lineage: Eukaryota; Metazoa; Arthropoda; Insecta; Diptera; Culicidae
Gene: NO66
Product: bifunctional lysine-specific demethylase and histidyl-hydroxylase NO66
Exons: 3
Cellular component (GO): nucleolus
Molecular function (GO): histone H3K36 demethylase activity; histone H3K4 demethylase activity
Source: RefSeq, a predicted model, not a curated record